Molecule: messenger RNA, 1359 nt
Organism: Oncorhynchus nerka (sockeye salmon)
Lineage: Eukaryota; Metazoa; Chordata; Actinopteri; Salmoniformes; Salmonidae
Gene: mcur1
Product: mitochondrial calcium uniporter regulator 1
Exons: 9
Coding region: 61-1020 (319 amino acids)
Biological process (GO): positive regulation of mitochondrial calcium ion concentration; calcium import into the mitochondrion
Cellular component (GO): mitochondrion; mitochondrial inner membrane
Source: RefSeq, a predicted model, not a curated record
UGACGUAUUUAUGGGAACUCGGGCAGGAAACUCCAGUGAAAGUGAACUAAAGGUUUGACAAUGUCAUUGAAACAAAGAAUUGCAUUUCACUCGCGGUUGAAUAAAUCUACCUUAAACUCGGACUAUUGGUAUAGUAAGCAAGAAAAGAGGACACGCGGGGACAGAGCAAGUUUCACUACAGUUGCGCUCCAACCUAACAGUUCCUCUCUGAACACAAUUUUGACGAGCAGCAUCCAUUCGCGCUGUAAACAAUGUAACACCGAUUCGGGCUCUUGCAACCUUGACAAACGAACAUGGAGAAUGAGACUAUUUACGGGAGUGAGAGCAACUAAGGUUUUUAAACGGAGCUUUUUAUUUGUCAGAGAGCUGAGCACCUCUAUACUUCAGUAUGAAUUGAAAACAGAUAUGACAAAGUCUGGAAACCGACGGCUGUAUUUUGAUACCCAUGCAUUGGUUCGACUCCUCGAAGACAAUGGCUUCACCACUCAGCAAGCUGAGGUAAUUGUCAGGAUGAUGGUCAGGACAACACACUCCAACAUGGAUCUAAUCUAUAAUGACAUGGUAACCAAAGUGCAGCAGGAGAUCAUGUUGCAGAGAGUGUUUUCCCAAAUUGCAUCGGUGAAAAAGGACAUGAUUAUCCUUGAAAAGAGUGAGUUCUCUACUUUGCUGGCAGAGAAUGAGAAAGUCAAGGUAGAGCUACUGCAACUGAAGGUGCAACUGGCUGAUGUGAUGAAUAAAGUCCGCUUUGACAAUAUCUUGGAUAUGAAUUCGGAAAAAAGCAGCAUGAAAGAAAUGAAAUCAGAGCAUGAGAAGAAACUCAUGGAAAGUCAGACCGAGAUAAUGGAAAUGAAUGCUGAGCAAAAUUGUCAUUUGACUCGGUCCCAUAUGAAAAUCGACACUGAAGUGGCAGGAUUGAAAACCAUGUUGGAAGCUCACAAACUUGAUACUAUCAAAUACCUUGCAGGUUCAGUCUUCACUUGUCUCACCGUGGUUCUCGGAUUCUAUCGCAUCUGGAUGUGACUCCGGGGAGUACAGGAAGAGCUGGUCAUCUGGACCACUGUAGCUCAAAAGUAACCCAUUUGAACUGCCACCAUUUUGUGUUUGAUAAAUAGUCGAUCGCUAUAGGAACAAACAACCACUGGCUGAUGGCAUGAAGACAGAUCAAAUGCUUUGAUGUUGAUUGACAUUGAUAUUUCUGAGGACCAAUGACUUAUGAUUUAGAAGAUGAACCCAGCAAACCAUGAAAUGAGAAAGGCUGCACUUGUAAAGCACUAUCCAACAUUUUUUAUAGGAUUUUUAAUUGGUUGUGUUUUCAUAGAGUACCCUACAAAAUAAAUGACAUGUAAUUUAAAGAUAGAA